Acytostelium subglobosum LB1 is the source of this 7455-nucleotide messenger RNA. RefSeq lists its product as hypothetical. Gene Ontology annotation, molecular function: protein kinase activity; protein binding; ATP binding. Bases 1 to 7455 code for a protein of 2484 amino acids. Gene Ontology annotation, biological process: small GTPase-mediated signal transduction; protein phosphorylation. The transcript is spliced from 3 exons. Lineage: Eukaryota; Evosea; Eumycetozoa; Acytosteliales; Acytosteliaceae. The record is from RefSeq and is a predicted model, not a curated record.
AUGCAAAAGACAAAGCAGAGUAAUCAAUUCAGAUUCCAUGAGUAUCAGUUCACUUCGACAAAGGAGGAAGCGUAUCUACGUGCCGAUCGAUCUAUUCUAUCCUUUCAAGGUCGCAACCUAUCACUCAAGAAGAAGGAUGGCACAUUCACUACGCCAGAGGAUCUCGUCGUGAUCGCUUCGCACAACAUCUCCACAUCCGAUCGCAACUCAAUGCUCCAACAUACAAUGUCCACGAUGGCCAUCGGCGGUGGCGGUGGAGGUGGCGGCGGCAACACACACAUAAACAGCACCAGUAGUAACAUGAGCAGUAGCAUGAGCAGUAGCAUGAGCAGCAUGGGUGGCAGUACACAACAUAUAUCAUCAUCGUCAUCAAACAGAGACAGCGGUGCCAACUACUCAAUCAAGGAUAUAGUUCAGUUGCAUAGCAAUCUUAUAAUGGGAUCGGGAAGUGCGGGCGGCAGUCGCGCAAGUGGCACGCUCGCAUCGAUCACCAAGGCGGACGGCGGAAUGAGCAACAGCAACAGCAACAGCAGCAGCGGCGCACCGAGCGCCCAGCUCCACUCCAACCAGCAGCAGCAGAGCAUCGAGUUUGAGUACCAUCUGAGCUUCACGCAACUUGUAACAUUACCACCCUCGCUCUACUCGCUCAUCUGGCUGCAGAAGCUGGUGCUCACGCAUCACAACAUCCGCACGCUCUCCGAGGACAUUGGCAAGCUGCAGAUGCUGCAGGUGCUUAUACUCGACAACAACCGACUGGUGGGACUGCCCUCGGCCAUUGGCAGCCUCGUCAACCUGAAGCGUCUGGAGGCCGACAACAACCAUCUGGUGUCGCUGUGUCCCCUGGAGCGUCUGACCAAGCUUGAGGUGCUCUCUCUCAACAACAACAAGCUGACACAGUUGCCGACGGCGAUCUCAUCGCUGCUCUCGCUCAAGACCCUCAACAUCAAACAGAACCCGAUCAUCACACCACCCACAUCCGUCAUCAGCAAAGGUCUCAAAGACAUCGUCCUCUUCCUUCGCGAGCUAGAGACAGGUGAGCGACCAUGUCUUCGUUCAAAGCUUAUCGUAGUUGGAAACACUGGAGCUGGCAAGUCAUCAGUUAUACAGAGUAUUAGAGGCAAGAAGAAGAAGAGCAGCAGUGGAUCAUCGAUGGAGGGAAUAGAGAUAGAUCAGCACGAGUUUGAUGCAGUGCUGGACGAGGAGGAUAGGAAGCGCAAGACAUUCACCGUCUCAACGUGGGACAUUGCUCGCAAGGAGGUGUACUUUGCCACCAACCAGCUGUUUGUGUCGGAGCGGUCGGUGUACGUACUGGUCUUUGACCUGUCGGGCGGCGACACGCUGGCCGUCAUUGAGUACUGGCUGCACUCGAUCACGUCGGUGGCACCCAAUUCACCUAUUGUGCUCGUUGGCACACAUAUCGACUAUUUCGAGGACAUCAACAAGGUCAAUGGCAUUCUCGAGAGCAUCAGUCGAUCGUUCCAGAAGCAGUUCACCAAGAUCCAGGCCAUCAUAUCAGUGUCGUGCACGACCGGCUACGACGUGGACCGUCUGCGCCAGCUGAUCGAGGACAUUGUCAAGUCGCAACCGAUCCUGCGCACAAAGAUCCCGUCCAGCUUCUUCACGUUUGAGGAGGCGCUGCUCGAGGCCAAGAAGAAGCGCAUCCCGCCCAUCAUGAACUGGCAGGAGUACAUCAACCUGGCGAACAUCUGCAACCUGAAGGACUCGGUCAAGAUACAGCGCGCCACAGAGUUCCUGCACAACAUUGGCUCGAUCAUGUACUUUAACGACCCCAACUCGACCGUGGGCAAGAUGGUCAUCCUGGAUCACCAGUGGAUCAUCAACUGUCUUACCUCGCUGAUCACAGCACGCUCCAUCGCGCUCAAGAACGGUAUCAUCCGCCAGUCGCAUCUGGCCGGCAUUUGGAAGGCGCCAAACUACCCCGAGCAUCUGCACUCCUCGCUGCUGGACAUUAUGCACGCGUUCGAGAUCUCGUUCCCCCUGCCGGCGUCGCAUCACCUCCUAUCCAAGGAGGAGCUAGGCAUCACAUCCUCGGCCAAGGACACCUCGCACUCGGAGGAGGACCCCAAGACCCCGGGUGAGAGCCGCCAUCUUGUCCCCGCGCUACUGCCAGAGAAUGGCAACACAGUGUCACAAUGGGAGGACUUUGACGACCCAGACAUUAUGCGACUCAAUCGCCAAUACCACCUGCCAUUCAUCCCCGAGCGAUUCUUUGGCAAGUUGAUCAUUCGUCUGCUGCAGUUUGUUCGCGUGGAGGCAUGUCUCAAGCACGUGGUCAUCGUGUCCAACAAUCAAGGCCACGAGGCACUCAUUGAGCUCAAGGAGAGCAAGGCCAAUGGCAAGGUGAAGAAGAUACUCACAGUGAACGUGCGUGGUGUCCCCAAGCCCGUUGGACUGCUGCGCAUUGUAACAGAUACGAUCGAAUCACUCUUUUCACAAUGGUACAGACUUGAUAUCAAACGAUAUGUAAGCUGCUUCGAAUGCUCAUUCUUGUAUGAUCAGCGAGCGACGCUGUUCACAAUUGAGGAGUGCGAGGAAGCUAUGAUGGAUGGAAAGUCGAUACUCAACUGUCACAGGAAACAGGACGAGCAUGAUGAGGGCACAACACACAGACUGCCACUCGAGAUGCUCGUCCCAGACAUUGCAAUGGUGGACAUACCUCGCCCACGCUUCGACCUCAAGGACAUCAAGAUCAUCAAGGAGGUGGGCAAGGGAGCAUUUGGCAUCGUCUACGAGGCCGAGUGGAAUGGAGAGAUCGUUGCACUCAAGAAGCUGAUACCGCCAAUUGGCGCGGACAACAUGCAGGAGGACGAGAAGAAGGAGGAUCGUCUGCGAGUGUUUAGGGAGUUCAGCCACGAGGUCUACUCAAUGAGUCGUCUCAGCCACCCCAACGUCAUGAAGAUCUCUGGCUACUGUCUGCAGCCACUGUGCAUGGCGCUCGAGUACGUCAAGCAUGGCAGUCUCUACAACCUGCUGUCAAACAACCUGAUCGAGAUUGGCUGGGGCCUGCGUCUGCAGAUCGCCACCGAGAUCGCCAAGGGCAUGCAUCACAUGCAUUCACACAACCCGCCAAUGAUACAUCGCGACCUCAAGAGUCCCAACAUCCUGAUGCAUGGCUUUGUCGAGGGCAACAACCCCGUCAGCACAAUUAUCGAUUAUGGCACAUCCACCGAGCUGUAUGGUGGUGCCGCGUUGGCACGUUGCGUCGACCAGCCACUAUGGCUGGCGCCCGAGGUCAUGGCUUCCAUGCCCUACUCAGAGCCAUCGGAUGUCUACGCCUUUGGCAUCAUGUUGUGGGAGUUGUACACCCGCGCACAUCCCUACGACGAGUUUGCUUUUGGCCAGUGGAUGUCCAAGCUGGAGGACGAGAUCAUCCUCGGCCUGCGACCCACCAUACCAGCUUCAUGCCCACCAGAGUACGUCGAACUCAUCCAGUCAUGCUGGGCCCACGAGCCCAACUCGCGUCCAACCUUUGCAUCGAUUGUAGAGACACUUGGCAAUCUGAAGAAGAGGUUCGCGCCAGUUUCCUCGACGCUGCCGCCACACAUCAGGAACCAGGUGCGCAAGACGCGCUCACAAUCAUUCUCAGACUGGAGCAGUACCAGCGCGGUCAACCUGCGCAGCGAACCAAUCACCAGCGGCGUCGGAAGCAAUCUCACGCAGUCACGUGACCUGUCAUCCAGCGUAUCAUCCAACCUGCAGAACAACGUCAGCCACGCCAGCUUCCACCACACAGCAAGCUCGUCAUCCAUUUCCUCGGGAGAGCAGAGCGAUGAGCUGCCCAUCACGCACGACGAUAUGCUCACGCUGGGUAUCUUCACAGAGGAAGAGCUCGAGCAGCCGUAUCCAUUUGUCGAGGACGACCAACGCGGCAUCCUGCUUGGCUAUGACGACGCCGAGCACAUGUCUACACCCGUGUCCAUUGUCACGGCCGCCACACUCAACAAGAUGAUCGAGCUAAUGACUAGGAAUGACAGCGGAAUGCUGGUCUCGACCACAUCCCCCACCAAGGCAGACUUCAAGGACUCUGGCGUCGGACGCAAGAGGAGUGACACAGCGGGCAAGGCUUUGCAGCCCAUGCACUGGCCACUGAAGCCAACGAGUAGCAGUGUGCACGUCACACAACUGGACGAGAGCUUCAUCGACGACUUCAUAUACCUGUAUCGAUCAUUCACCACACCCGUCGAGGUGUUCAAGAUCCUGGUCAAGCGCUACUUUGGACCACGCGCUGACAAGGCCGACCCACUCACCAUGCGCAGAUUCGAGCAGCGUCGUGUCGCGAUAAGGAAUGGUGUGGCCAUCUUCAUCAAACGCUGGAGCGUCGACAUCACAACAAUUGAGUUCCAGAGUGAAGACAACUGGCUCCUGACCAAGAUGGACGACUUUGUACAAAUGUGCUAUGCCAAUGAGCCCGGCUUUGUGGCAUCGGUCAGCACCACACUGGACGCACACGAUCCCGAGAAGCUGGAGCAACAAAAGGCCCAGCUGCUAUUGAUCCAACAGGAGGACAACAUGCGAGUGAUUAUGAACGGCCAGCGAAUGAGCCGAUCUCUGACAUCUUCGUCGACCAGCGACUACUCAGAGGCGUCCAAUGCCAGUGUCGGCAGCCAGAUGUCCCAGCUGAGCCAGCUGAGUCAGAUGAGGCGUGCCAGUGUGUCGAUAGCCGCGACCGUCCCUGGCCAGAGCGUCAAGUCCUUCUUGAACCUGGCCAUCGCCAUUCGCGACCCGCUUUACGGUGUGCCCCUGCGCGAGAAGAAGUACAAGGGCAAGAUCGUCACGAGGUGCUUCACUGGUGCCGACGUCGUCGACUGGAUCGUCAAGACCGCGCUCACCUCGAGGGAGGAGGCCGGCAAGCUGGGCAUCGACUUCCUCGCCAAGAACUUCAUCAAUGCGCUCAACGACGAUGGAGUGGUCACGCUGACCAAGGUCGGCAACGAGUCCAAGUUCAUCGAUAGCCAGGUCAUAUUCUACGUGUUCCACGACGACGACGCCGAGUUUGUCGCCAAUCAGUACACAGCACUAGAGCUCAACAUGAUGCAAAAGAUACAUCCCCGAGACCUGCUCGGCUUCAGUGUCGGCCUGGCCACCAGCGACGAUGUCGAUCCCGAGAAGUUUAGACAGCUCAACUUCCCCAACAUCUGCACAUACUUCCAAUGGUUCCAAAAGAUGACGAUGCUCGUCGCCACAGAGAUUGUCAAGCAGCGCGACAUUCGCUCGCGUGCCGAGAUGAUAGAACGCAACAUCAAGAUCGCACUCGAGUAUCUCUCACAGUGGAACUUCAAUGGCAUCAUGCAGAUACUGAGCGCCCUUCACUCUGAGCCUAUCUCAAGAUUGAGUGCAUCAUGGAAUCGCCUGCCCGUCAAGUACUUUGAAUGCUUCAUCGAGCUGAGUCGUAUGAUGUUGCCUGAGGCCAACUACCACCCACUUCGCGUCGUCCUCUCUGGCCUGCCCGUCUCAGUCAUUCAGAACUACCCAACACUGGCGCCCUAUAUGACGCGACAGACCUGUCCGACCAUUCCCUUCCUUGGCGCAUUGAUUGCCGACCUCUCACAGACCAGCACAGAGAACCCAACCUUUGUAUCAAGUGGCGGCGAGAAGAUGGCCAACAUCCUGCGUAUGAAGCGUCUGUCCAAGCUCAUGAAGGCCUUCAAGGACUUCAAGGACCUGCCCAGUUUCUAUCGUCCGCCCCUCAGCACAACACCCCUGCCAUGGUACCAGCAGUAUGCCAGCGAGUUGAAGACAUUCGACUAUCAUCAGAUCAAUCGACUAUCUGAGAUUGAGCGCAGACUGGAAGUGGAGGCCGAGAUCAACGGCACCGCUGGCGACGAUCUCCAGAAGGAAGGCGAUCAAGCAUUGGGCAACUCAGACUCUCUUGGCUAUGGACACGAGGAGCUCACUGAGCGCGAUUGGUCCGUACUGCUGACCAAUGCCACGGUCAUCACCUAUCAUCACGGCGACGUGGUCAUUGAGGAGAACACGAUCAACAGCUACCUCUACCGAAUCAAGACCGGCACGCUGAGCGUCGAGAAGAAGAUGAAUGGCAAGUCAGUCAAGGUUGCUACUAUGGAGGCACCCAAGAUGUUUGGUGAGAUGUCAUUCCUGGGCAACAAGACCACAGCGCGCAUCGUCGUGGUCGAUGGAAAGGCCGACCUCUACGUCAUGGACAUUCCAUUCCUGAACCACCUCUUUGUGUCCCAUCCACGCCUGGGCGCCAAGUUCUACAAGAUUAUGGCCAACCAGUUGGCAGCCAGACUAAAGAAUCUACCAACAUCUAAGCCCGUAGCCACAACGCCCACCUCAUCACCGGUGAUGUCGCCCAUCAAAUCACCAUCGCCAUUGCUAAACUCGUCAUCCAGCUCCACUCCAUCAUCCUCGCCAUCAAUACCACCCAUCAACUUGACUGGCCUCCAGUCCACCUCGCCAACAUCCCCUCGAACCAGCUCGAACUUCUUCACUCGCCUUGAUAAGCGCAGCUCAACGUUCCUCACGCCACGAGGCUCUUCUGAGAAGGAGGGCAGCAACAGGGAUUCGCUUAAGGUCAACAGGACACAGACGAUGGCUCAGCUCAACGAGCCCGGCACAAAGAAGAACGACCAAGAGUUCUGGAGCCGAUUCUCCCUGCACGACGAGAUCGUUAUCAAGGACUACCCUUGCUCAAUGGCGCGCUCCGGCCGAUGCUACAUCUCACAGGGCCACGUCUGCUUCUACUCAAAGUUCUUUGGCUACAAGACCAAGAAGAAGAUCCCCUUCAAGGAGAUGCAGGAUGUGUUCACUGCCAACAACACUGGUCUUGAGAUCACUCGCAUCAAGAAUGGUACACGCGCUUAUCGUCUCAUCUUCCAGAAUCAAAAGGACCAACAGGAUGCACUUCAUCUCAUUUUAAGUCUGUUCCAGUCGUCAAAGGAGUCGACCAGUGCCGAUCAAAUCAAGGAGAAGCUCCAACAGGAGCGCAAGAAGGAGAACAACCUGACGAUGAAGUCCAAGAACCACAACAAGGCCGACCAGCUGACCAAGGAGGAUUGGGAGGUGAUUGGUCGCGAGGGCUCAAAGCUCCUGGUCUACACGAAGGACCAGCCGAUCGUGAAGCAGGGCGACCGCAUUCAGAAGAUCUUCCAGAUCACCAAGGGUGUGUGUCGCAUCGAGAAGAUGGUGCCCAACCCAAGGGAGCCUGGCCAGAUGCAAUCCGUCAUACUGGGAACGAUGAAGCAGGACGACACAUUUGGAGAGAUCACCUACCUUCUCAGUGGCGAGGUGACAGCCAACGUCAUUGCCGACUCUAGCGAGGUCGAGGUGUACGCGAUCGAAGGACAGUUUGUAAAUAUCCUGUUUGACCUGAGCCCUUCCUUGGCGACAAAGUGGUUUAAGUACCUGGCCGUCGCACUCAACAAGACUCUCAUCGAUCGAGAGUCACAACUGUAUAGCAGCACCACAUCAUAG